This is a messenger RNA of Micropterus dolomieu (smallmouth bass), 342 nucleotides long. Its product is annotated as ATP synthase subunit e, mitochondrial-like. Bases 13 to 273 code for a protein of 86 amino acids. The record is from RefSeq and is a predicted model, not a curated record. Gene Ontology annotation, molecular function: proton transmembrane transporter activity. NCBI's taxonomy places the organism in Eukaryota, Metazoa, Chordata, Actinopteri, Centrarchiformes, Centrarchidae. The transcript is spliced from 4 exons. Gene Ontology annotation, biological process: proton motive force-driven ATP synthesis.
AAAAGGGAUAAAAUGAUUACUUCCGCCCCGGCCCGGAAGUUACUUCCUCGCAUCGCAAUGGUUCCGCCAGUCGCAGUGUCCCCGCUCAUCAAGACGGCCAGGUGGUCUGCCCUGCUGCUCGGCGUCUUCUACGGCAAGCAGAGGUUUGAGUACCUAAAGCCCAUAGCUGAGCAGGAGAGAAUGGUAGAAGAAGCGGAGAAGAAGAUCCGAGAGGAGCAGGAGCGCAUCUACAAACAACUGUCUGAAGCAAAUUCUGACUCCAUCCUCCAAUGAAUUCUCUCUGGACCUGAGUCGUUAUGUUCCAAACUCAAUAAAAAGAAAAAAAUAUUUUUCAUGUAAUAA